This is a messenger RNA of Danio rerio (zebrafish), 1252 nucleotides long. The record is from RefSeq and is a predicted model, not a curated record. Lineage: Eukaryota; Metazoa; Chordata; Actinopteri; Cypriniformes; Danionidae.
AUGAGUGAUCCAGAACCCUGCAGAAUUAAACAGGAAGAGACUGAAGAACUAAUAGAUGUGAAGGUGAAGGAGGAGAGUGAAGAACUGAGUGAAGAUGAGGAGAAACAUCAUGUCAAGAGUGAAGAGCAAACUCAAUCAGAGGCUGAAGGUAAUUUUUCAGUGGAAAGAACAGCUGUCAAACGUUUCACCUGCACUCAGUGUGGAAAGAGUUUCAGGCAGAACUGCUUUCUCAAGUAUCACAUGCGGAAACACACAGGAGAGGAACCUUACAAGUGUUCAUACUGCGACAAGAAAUUCAAUCAUUCAGGAAACCUGAAAACACACAUGCUGAUUCACACUGGAGAGAAAACACACAGAUGUGAUCAGUGCGGCAAAACAUUUUUGAGGCCCACAGAUCUGAAGAACCAUCUUAGAGUUCACACAAGUGAGAAGCCUUAUCCAUGUCCUGAGUGUGGGAAGAGUUUUAGACAUCAGUUACAGCUAAAAUACCAUCAGAAGAUCCACACUGGUGUAAAAGAGCAUGUGUGCUUUGAGUGUGGGAAGAGUUUUCUUGCAAAUGGAGACUUGAGACGACACCAGAGGAGUCACACUGGAGAGAAGCCGUUCACAUGUACUCAGUGUGGGAAAGGUUUCACACAAAUGUCACAUCUUAAGAAACACAUGAGGAUUCACACUGGAGAGAGACCGCACACAUGUGAUCGCUGCAGCAAAACAUUUUCCAGGCCUUCCGAGCUGAACAGACAUCGUAAAGUUCAUACAAACGAGAGGCCGUAUUCAUGCUCUGAGUGUGGGAAGAGUUUUAGACAUCCUUCACAUUUAAAAUGCCAUCAGCAGAUCCACACUGGUGUGAGAGAGUUUGUCUGCUUUGACUGUGGGAAGAGUUUUAUUAGAGCUGGAACCUUGAAACGACACCAGAUGAUUCACACUGGAGAGAAACCGUACAAGUGUUCACACUGCGACAAGAGAUUCAGACAUUUAGGUAACCUGAAAAUACAUAAGAGGAGUCACACUGCUGAGAAAAAUCACGACUUUAAAAAGCAGAAUGAAAUUGCCCUUCCUGAAAGCUCUACUCUGUAUUCCAGAGAACCUGCGGGGUCUUAAAAGCAUUGAAAAAGUCCUAAAUUUGAUCAUCCUAAAUUAGGCCUAAACAGCCUUGAAUUUGAUAUACAAAGUCUUGGAUUUUGUUACAAAGGUCUUAUUUUAUUGAUUUAUGUUUGCCUUUCCUAGCAUUAAAGUUUAUACUAAAACAAAA